Acipenser ruthenus (sterlet) is the source of this 4147-nucleotide messenger RNA. Its product is annotated as solute carrier family 2, facilitated glucose transporter member 1-like. Gene Ontology annotation, biological process: monosaccharide transmembrane transport. Gene Ontology annotation, cellular component: membrane. Gene Ontology annotation, molecular function: hexose transmembrane transporter activity. Bases 207 to 1748 code for a protein of 513 amino acids. The record is from RefSeq and is a predicted model, not a curated record. Lineage: Eukaryota; Metazoa; Chordata; Actinopteri; Acipenseriformes; Acipenseridae. The transcript is spliced from 10 exons.
UCUCGCAUACUACGUGCGUAUCGGCUUGUAUGUUCUUGCAGGGCGGAGAAUAUAAAUGAAGGUCGAGGUGGGAGGCACCGCUAAACCAGAAUUGAAAACGAAAUACUACACAUGCAAGGCACGCUGCAGGACCAUUAGCCUAUAGAAGACGAUUUAUUGGAACAUAUUUGGGUUAUUUUAACUUUUGACUACAAAAGGGACGCGAUAUGGAGGGUGAAAAGAAGCAGGUGACAGUUCCACUGUUGCUAGCCGUAUCAGUGGCUGUGAUUGGAUCAGUCCAAUUUGGAUACAACACUGGAGUCAUCAACGCACCAGAAAAGAUCAUUAGGCAGUUCAACAAUGAGACCUGGAAGGCCCGCACUGGUGAAUUCAUCACAGACAAUCUCAGCACGACACUCUGGUCCUUCUCUGUGGCUAUCUUCUCAGUCGGCGGCAUGAUAGGCUCAUUCUCUGUCGGCGUGUUCGUGAACCGAUUCGGAAGGCGGAACUCUAUGCUCAUUGUCAAUGUGUUGGCUGUCAUCGGGGGCAGUCUGAUGGGCUUCUCCAAGCUGGCUGCCUCCUUUGAGAUGCUGAUCGUGGGACGGCUGACCAUCGGUCUGUUUUGUGGUCUCAGCACUGGCCUGGUCCCCAUGUACAUUGGAGAGAUCUCCCCCACCUCCCUGCGAGGGGCAUUCGGGACUCUUCACCAGCUGGGAGUUGUCAUUGGCAUCCUCAUAGCACAGGUCUUUGGUCUGGAGUUUAUCCUGGGCUCUCAGUCCCUCUGGCCCGUGCUCCUGGGUCUCACAAUCAUCCCGGCUGUGAUCCAAAGUAUCGCUCUGCCUUUCUGUCCUGAAAGCCCCAGAUUCCUACUGAUCAACAAGAACCAAGAGGAGAAGGCCACGGAGAUUAUGAAGAAGUUGCGGGGCACCGCAGACGUCCAGCAAGAUCUUCAGGAGAUGAAAGAUGAGAGUCUGAAGAUGAUGCAGGAGAAGAAAGUGACCAUCCCCGAGCUGUUCCGUUCCCCAAGCUACCGUCAGCCAAUCAUCAUCGCCAUUGUCCUGCAGCUCUCCCAGCAGCUCUCCGGCAUCAACGCGGUUUUCUACUACUCAACGAACAUCUUUGAGGCUGCUGGAGUUAAAGAACCCAUCUACGCUACAAUCGGUGCUGGAGUUGUUAAUACUGUGUUCACUGUUGUAUCGCUUUUCCUGGUUGAGAGGGCGGGCCGAAGGACUCUACACCUCAUCGGAUUGGCUGGGAUGGCUUUCUGUGCCGUUCUGAUGACCAUUGCUCUCACCCUCACGAGCCAGAUUCCUUCCAUGAGCUACCUGAGUAUUAUAGCCAUCUUUGGCUUUGUGGCGUUCUUUGAGGUCGGACCGGGCCCCAUCCCCUGGUUUAUUGUGGCCGAGCUCUUCAGCCAGGGUCCAAGGCCGGCCGCAAUGGCUGUAGCCGGCUGCUCCAACUGGACUUCCAACUUCAUUAUCGGUCUGGGGUUCCCCUAUGUACAGGUGCUCUGUGGAGACUAUGUCUUUAUUAUCUUCGUUGUCUUCUUGGCAUUAUUCUUUGUCUUCACUUUCUUCCGGGUGCCUGAGACCAGGGGGCGGACCUUCGAUGACAUUAGCAAAGGCUUCGCCGGGGGCAACAGCCAAGGGGUGGGCUCUCCUGCACCAGAGGGAGUGGUCACCCUACCUCCUAGUAGCCCUACGGAGAAGGUUCCAAUGGUACAGUUGAAUACUGAAGAAGCACCAAAUGCACCUCUCUCCAACGUGUGAGAUUCAAUGCCAGAAAUGUGUGUUACAUUAUAUACAGUGUCCUGAAAACAGUAUUGGACCAGCCAUGCUGAGACAGUCAUUGCUGCUUAACCCUUAGCGGUCCAUUUAUUCGGCGUGUGUCAGCUCCAAUUUUUUUUCACGCGCGCAGUUUAUUUUAGACGCACGGUUUUAAAGUAUUUGUUUCACAUUAAAACAGGUUUAAAAGGGACUGCAUAUCAACAGGACACUCAGUACUGCAUCUCCAGCCCUAUCCCACCCCUUGUUCGCUAUAUUUUUCAUAUGCCUCUUAAUAAUAGUACAUACCGAUAAAUCCUCUCUUGAUCACUCGUUUUGUCACCAAACUCCUCAAUAAUGCGAUCCAAGUCAUUAUUUUAUUACUAUAUCAUCUAAAAAAAGCUCUGCAAAUGUCUGUUAUGAUCUUUGAGAGCUGGAUGCGGAAGCAGCUAUCUUGUUUGUUUAUGUCCGUAUUAUCUAUUUGGUGUCGGGUCUAUCUGUAUUCAUGAGAUACGCCCUUUAUUUCGGCUUCUCUCGGCUCCUAUCGAUCUCACUCGGCCAUUGAAUGGUUUUCUCUGCUUUUUCUGGAGAAAAAACAACUCAAGACCUGUUUUUUACGUCUUUUUGAUGAUGUCGGACAGGGUCCGACAUUGGACCGGAAAGGGAAAAUUGCGAUGUCGGACCAGGUCUGACAUAGGACCGCAAAGAAUUAAUGUGAUUCAGACACCUUGUUCAGUAUAACUUGGGAUAGCCAAUCAGCGAACAAUAAGCAACAAAUGUCCCUUAGCACCAGAAACCAACAGUGUUAGUCCAAAACUUUUUCCAGGAUGCUGUAUAUAUAUAUACUGUAAUAGCAAGGUUUGGAUUUGAUCCAAAAACAUAGUCCAGCGUCACUUUGUCCCACUGUAUUAAUCCAGCAGGUGUUUCCCCCAGAUUGGGUAAUGUAUUAACCCACUUAUUAACAUUACUACAGACUAUUAAAAUACAGUGGAAAUAAGUCCACCACAGAGCAGGGUUUUGAGGACGGCAGCAUUACAAUCUGGUGAUUUUUAUGAUUAAAAUGGACCCUGUUUUAUUUUAUGACAUAUACAUUCCCUGAGGUGCAAUAUCUAUACAUUUAUAUAGUCUAAAUUAUUAAUCUGUUUUAUAAACCUAUUCGUGGUACAGUAGUGUGGCAGGCCAUUUACUGUUAUAGUCAUGGUAGAAAUAUUUCAUUGUAUUUGCCAAGUUUGUUAAAAAAAGACCUUGCCACACAUUUAACUUGCCCUUUGUACUGUUACAUUUUUGGUGCUGGCACAGAAUAAGCCAUGUGGAAAUGCACAUAUGUGCAUGUCUUAUGAUUCAUUUGACUGUGAUCAGCUAUAAAACUGAGUCUGAGGCCUCAGCACAUUAAUUCAGCACUAUAUACAGAUAUGGAUAUUGAAACUCAAGGGGAACUGUUUUUGUAAGGUAGAGGUUAUAUACCAAAAUAUCCUGUAUUAAAAUGUAGUAUUGUGAAACUAUUGUAUAACAUUUGGGUUUUUAUUUUUGAGGGAAUUGUGAGCAUAGCACAGUGUCACUGUGUGACCAAAUUAUGUUUUAAUAAUUUUUAAGUUAUGCAGAUUUUAGAAAAUAAGCCAUUGAGGCUAAAACACCCCUUUUAACUGUUUAACUUAAUUGCUCAUGGGAUACUGCUGUUUUAAGCAUAUGCUAUCUGUGGAAGUACAGAGGCUAGAGAGACCAUUCUGCACAAUGCACAACAGAUUGAUUGUAUUUGCACGAACAUCUCAUUACUGUGUUGCAUUUCUGCUAAGAUAUUCAGUAUAUUUAAAAAAGAAAAAGUGUUUACAAUGAAAUAAAACAUUUGGACAAAAUGUGAAAUGCAGAUUAGUUGCGUUUCGGGGGGGGGGGGGGGGGGUGGAUAUAGAGCUGUAAAGAUAUGUAAUUUCAAUUUUAUUUGCUCUUAUUUUAAUGUAAUAAUUGUAAUACUGUUUUACCAUUGUUGCACGUGUUGUAUUUUUGCUUGUGCUGCUACUGUAAAUGUGUACCCAUAUUUAUUUAUGUUUUUAACUGUACGCAAAAGUUUAGAUCACUGUUUAUUCACAAUUUUCUAGCGAUAUUUUCUAGCCUAAAAAACAACCAAGAGCAGGGCUUGAGUCAAGACAAAAAAUAAAUCAUAAAUGUUUUUCAGUGUUAACUGUUAAUUCCAGUGAGCAAAAAAUCUGAGUGAGUUUUUGCUUCUUUGUUGACAUUUCAGAGAUGAAAGUGGCAAUAGGGACCAGUACUGUUUAUUUAACAGUUUCACUAUUGAAGUGUUUUCAUAAUUUUUUUCUUAUUUAUUUUUUUUUAAACAUGGAUGGUUUAUUUUGUAUAUAUUUUAUAAUAAUGUUAAGUUAUUCAUUAAAAUCAUGCUUAUUUUUACCUAA